This is a messenger RNA of Mytilus trossulus (common blue mussel), 5111 nucleotides long. RefSeq names its product postacrosomal sheath WW domain-binding protein-like. The transcript is spliced from 3 exons. The record is from RefSeq and is a predicted model, not a curated record. Lineage: Eukaryota; Metazoa; Mollusca; Bivalvia; Mytilida; Mytilidae. The coding region runs from base 61 to 678 and encodes 205 amino acids.
AGAUCGCAUCUAACAACCGGAUGCUGUAAACAGGAAUAUUGUAAAUAUUGCUUCCUGAUCAUGUCAACGACAAGUCUUUUAAUAACUUGUCUUGCUUUGCUAGUUUGUCUGAUUGGACUUACAGAUGCAGGACAGUGUCACAAAUACAGCAUUUUUGGUAAAUCCUAUUAUGAAUAUUGUGCCUUUGGUUGUUGUGGUUAUGGUUCUCUAGAGUAUUGUUGUUCAGCAGUAUGGCCUAUAAUUGGAAUGGUAGUGGGGAUGGGUGUUGUUGUUGCUGUGAUUGUAACCAUUAUCUGUUGCUGUAGAAGAAGUAGAGGAGCUCGAGGAAUGGUGUGUCAGACAAACCCAAGGACUAAUACUACAGUUGUGACUGCAGGCCAAGUCCAGUCUGGUUACCCAGUGCAACAAACAGUAGUGACAUAUCCAGUACAACCAGCUGGUUAUACUGCAGGUUACACAGCAGCAGGGUACCAGUCUCCGCCGAUGCAAUACUACCCACCUAACACAGGAUACCAGCAGCCACCACAAGGAUACCAGCAGCCACCACAAGGAUAUCCACAAUAUCCACCACCAGUUCAAACUGGAUAUGUUGGUUCAUCAUCCACAGCAUAUACUGACCACCCGGAGGUAAAAGCUAGUGCCCCACCCAUGGAAGCACCCCCACCAUACCCUCGGUGAUACAAUUGUAAUAGUUAUCUGUUACAUAUUGUAACAUACAACUUUUUUUUACCAAAGUUACAGAAUAUUUAUAUUGAAGCCUUUUACUGACUUAUUUGUGUACAGUAGGCAAAAUUGUUUGUUCUGAGUCUUGGAUAAAGGCCAUUUCUCUUCAGUUCAUCAAAUUCCUUUAUGGAACAGUUAUAUUAUUAAUAGUUUUCUACAUAAAACUACAAUAUAAAGUAAAUAGAUCAAUUUCAUUACCUAUCGCUAUAUAUUUUUUUAUUUGACUUGUCAAUUAAAUGAUUCUUUUAAAGUUCCAAAAUUAGAAAAUUGAACCAAUAAACUUGAAAAAAUAAUGUUGUUUUUUCAAAACAUUUUCUUUUUACAUUUUAUGCUACCAUGAAAUGACAACAUGUACAAAAUAUCGGCAUUAGAAAUAAAUAAUACUCAAAUUUGCUGAUAGUUGAUUUAUUGUCACACAAUAAAAUGGUUCCUAAAAAAAUUCUAAAUUGACAGUAUUAGAUACAAACAGCUUUAGAAAUUAAGAUACAUGUAUUUCUUAUCAGUUCUGUGUACAUAUUUUAUGUCAUCCAUUGUAAUAUCAUUUUCAUUCUUAUAUUUCAUUGAGAAAGGUAUCUUACACAUUUUAACUAUGAGAGAGUGAACAUUGACCAAAUAUUAUUAGUCUCAAAAUGUACCAUUAACCAUCUUAUUUUAUGUGGAUACUUUAUUUCACAUUCAACUCUUUCUAGCCAAAGUCACAACAAUUUACAAUUUAAUUGAUGUAAUAAGACAAGUAAAGAGAUUCAAGUUUUAAAUUUUUGCAUUUAUUUAUAUGCACAUUUUUUUUUACUCAAAAGUGAGAAAAAAAAUCCCUUGUGAAAAUUUGUUUUUUUAUAGUAUUUCUUUUUAAAAAUAAAAGUGAUUUUACUGAAGGAAUUUCUGGUUGUAGCAGUCUCACUCAUUACAACUGUUUAUUUCUGUGUAUGCUCCAUUUUGAGAUUCCUAAUUUGUUAAGAGUGUGUCAGUUUUAGUUUUGCCUUUCUAAAUAUAUAAGUUAUAUUAUCAUUUUAUGUACAAUAAAGUGUAUAGUAUUUGUGUAGGGUAUAUUUUUGCUAGUUUACAAUUAAGAUGAAAAGGGGGCAUGUUAGGUGGGGAACUAACAAACAAGUUUGGCCAAAGAAGUGUGCAAUUUUAAAUAAGAAAAAUAUACCACUUUAUGGUAAUGUACCUCAAAUGUGUAUGAUUAAUAAUUUUGUUAUACAUUAGUGCAAUAAGUUUAUGUUUUAUCUUUCAAGUAUUUUUUAUUACAUAUUAAUGACAUGUUCUUAAGUUGUCCAUAUUGUAAACUGUAAAAUUAGAAUUAAAACAUUGUUUUAUUAAUGGAAUAAGUUGGAUACGAUGGACAUGUUUUAUUAAUGGAAUAAGUUGGAUACGAUGGACAUGUUUUAUUAAUGGAAUAAGUCAGAUACCAUGGACAUGUUUUAUGUCCAUGGAAUAAGUCGGAUACGAUGGACAUUGACAAUGUUGGAACUCUAUCAUGUUUAGUUUACUGCUAAAUGAUUGGAAAUUAUAGUUCUGGAACUUGAUUGGUAGUGUUUCACUCUGCAUAUUGUAGUUAAUUCAAAAUUCCAAACAAAUUGUAAUUAGUCACAUAUAGUCAAACUAUUCCAAUUGUCUGAUAUUAUACCAAAAUGUUCUAGGAGAGUUUUGAUUGCAGAUAAUUUAAUUUCAUUUCCCCUUCUAAAAAAGAGAGCAGGUUAUGGAUUGAUGUAAAAGUUCUAUUUGACAGUGUUAUAGGCAUUAAAAAAAAUUGCUCCUUAACUUUCAAAUGGCAUUAAACUGCAAUUGUGUAAGAAUGUUCAAUGAAUUACAAAAUAUGGAGUUAUGAAUAACAGAAGUUUGGUCACAGUAGAUAAUAUCAAAAUGUGUUAAAAAAGUAAAAAAAUACAUAAUUAUUCAAAGAAUUAAGUUUGAUAUAUGAUUGUAAUAUUUAUACACUAUAUGCAUUAUAUAAAUAGAUAUGCAAUUUAAGUAAAAAAUUAUUUUGUGCUUCAGAUUAGUAUUGUUUAAUUUGAAUAGACAAGCAUAGUACUUAUCUUCUUUGAAAUUUCCAAAACAUUUUAAGGAACUGAAAAUUAAAAGGCAUAUUUUCUGUCUUCUUAUUCUAAAUUAGUCAAACAUGUUUUUUUGUAUUAAAAAGUGGUAUUUGGCAUUAUUGUUUAUAAAACACCAAUAAUCAAAGAACAAGGACGCCAUCAACAAAUAUGACAGACAGCAUUAUCAUAGAUGUGUCUCCUACUUUUGACAAUUGAAUUGAUCCUAUCAAAUUUAAUGAUGAAAAGUUUGUAUUAGCUUUGUAUUUUUUCUAUUAAUCUUUGGAACACUCAAUCAUAUCUAUAAAUUUGCCCUGUAAUAUAUUUGCCAAGGAGUAAUAUAAUUUUUUUUUAAUUCACCUUAUAAGGACAAAUUAUAGGAUGUACAAAGUUCAAUGUUGUUACUGUUGAAUUUGUAACAAAAAUAAAAAGAAUCUGUUUUGUUUUUGAUGGGGUGCAUAUUUACGUUUCAAAUCUAUGAACUGGGCUGAAAUCAUUGUCUUUGUUAUAAAAAAUAAUGACCUUAAACUAAUUGUUUUUAAAUCCUAUUUAUAAUUUUAGUGGAAAAAAGUAAAAACACAAAAAUACUGAACUCCGAGGAUAAUUUAAAAAGGAAAAUCCAAAAUCAAAAGGCAAAAUCAAAAGUCCAAACACAUCAAACAAAUGGAUAACAACUGUCAUUUUCCUGACAUAAAUUUUUAAACAAAUAACUGCAACCAGAAAGUCAUACAUCUAUAGAAAAUUAGUGUUAUCCCUUUUUGAUAAAUACAAUAUUUUCAAGCUUUUUCAACUUGACACAAACUGCAGUUUAUAUUAUGAAUAGAACAAUUGUGGCAUUGCUUGUUUACCAUGUUGUAUUAUUUUUAUAGAAUAAUUAUAGUAUUUUGUUAUUGUGAUUUCAUCUUGCUUCCUCUUUCAUUUUAAGGUUGUUAUAUUUUAAAAAUAAUAGAAUUUCUUUUUAUAAAAAUAUGCAUAACAGAAGUGUUUUACUUUUGUUUUAAUUAUACUGUUAAUGAAAUAAAAUCUUCAUACUUAAACUUUAACCAGGCAUUAUUACCACUGCUAAUGUUGUCAUUAUUAACUGUUUUAAAUACUUAUUUGAUGUCUUUAAUUUUUGACAUGCUAAGCUCUGUUGUUGAAAGUUUAUGUUGACCUAUGAUCAGCAGGCCCGUAGCCAGGAAUUUCCAAAGGGGGGUUCGUUUGACUCACAAACUCGACUUUAACAGUCACAAUUCGAACAGAACAUCGACUUUAACAGUGCUUAUUUGUUUUCAAGGGGGGUUCAGACAAACCCCCCGAACCCCCCCUGGCUACGGGUAUGAUCAGUAGGUAGGUGUGAAAUAUGUAGAUUGGUUUAUAAAUCCAAAUGAUAGUCUAUUAUAUUUAUAUAUUGUAUUAAUUUAAUGUGUUCAUAAAAAUAAUAAUUUAGGACACAAGUUGAUGUCAGUAUCAUGUGUUUAAAUUCAAAUCAGACUGUCUCUAGAACGUAUUUGAUUGAGAAAUUGUGCCUUUUUCAAAAAGUUUUGGUUGAAGCUAGAAAUGAUGAUUACAUUUAACAAACCAAGAUUUAAGGAUAAACAUCAUCUGUCAGUAUCUACAAGUGCAUUGUUAGUUUGACUUGCAUUUCGGUUUUUGGCAUGUGUUUAUUUCUUACUCUAGUCUUUUUAACAGGUACUUUUAGUACUUCAAGCAUAUUUGCCUCGAAAUACAGCUGAACUAUUAAAGUGUUAACUUAAUACAUGAAUGUUCAAUGUUCUUGUUUCUUAAUUUGACAUGAAUGGCUAUUUUAAAUAUGAAAACAAACUGGUGAAAUAAAAUUGUUAGUUAUCGGUAUAAAACCUGUACUUAUUAAUACUGAUAAGUUACUUUAGUUUGAAUCCUUCAAUAGUAAUUCAUUACAAAACUAGCAAACUUAACUGCAUUGUUCUAUAUACACACUUGUGUAUAUAUGCUGUAUAAGUUUUAUUGUUGAUUGGAUGUCUAAAAGAUUAUAGCUAUUUCAUUUAAUCAGAUUGACAAAUGCCAAUUUGUUCACUCAGUCUUAACAGUUCUAUAAUGACAACCUAAAAUUGGUAUGAAAAAAAUGAUUAUUUCCUAAUGGCAAUUUGUUUUGGGUAUAAACAGAAUAAAAGUAUACAUGUCUACAAAUAGAACGUACAUAAUUAGUAAUAAGGAUUUUUUUAUAUUUGUAUUUGUUAUAGAUAAUAAGGUUUAAUGCCUUACUAGUCACAGGUGGUAUUUGUUUGAUUCAAUAAACAGGUAUAGUUUGUAAUCAAAUGUGUUUUACUGUUAACAAACAGUUGUUAUGAAUCUCUAUCUUCGCAGAGAAAUAAAUAAAGAUUAAUGUAUUUAUAA